AUCGUAUUGAUGUUAGAAUUGUUAGACACGCCUAGAGCAAUUGUUUUACAUUUUACCCAUUUCUUGCCUUUUAAAAUUGUGUUAUUUUACGAAUUUAAUUAAAAAUAAACUUGUUUUUUAUUGAAAAAGUAGUGUUAGUGUCGUAUUUUCAUUGCAACGGUGUGAAAACAAGUCAACGAUGGCGACUAUGACGGAUCAGUAUGGCACAACAGGUACCUUGUCCCUGAAAUGGGAUCCUCGCAACUUGGAGAUCAGAACCAUGUCAGUGGAACGCACACUGGAACCUCUAGUGCUCCAAGUCACUACCCUAGUAAAUAACAAAGACCGGGACGCCAAAAAGAAGAGACCUGGCAAGUCAAAGCGUGCGAGCGCAUUAGUGGCUACUGUGGAACGAGCCACGGAGAUCUUCAUAGAACGAGGUCAGACCAUAGCCUAUGAGAAUCCAGAGAUCACUCAGCAGAUGCUGACGGCUGUCGAAGAUGUAAGGAAAGCCGGAGCGACAAUGAGCGUCUCGGCUCGCGAGUUCUCGGACCAGCCGUGCGCUUCCUCGGUGCGCUCCGGCAUGGUGCGCGCGGCCCGGGGGCUACUGUCCGCCGUCACGCGCCUCCUCAUCCUGGCGGACAUGGUGGACGUGCAUCUGCUGCUGUCCAAGCUCACUGCGGUGGAGCAGGAUCUGGACAAAUUAAAGGCUGCGUCGUCCCAGUCGGAGGUGGUGGAGCUGGCGCGGCAGUUCGGCCACUCCGCCGCGCAGCUCUCCGCCGCGGCAGGGAAGCGGCAGAACGAGCUCAAGGAGCCCCGCAUGAAGGACGAGCUGGCUGCGGCCCGGGCCGUGCUGAAGAAGCACUCGACGAUGUUAUUGACAGCCUCUAAGGUGUACGUGCGCCACCCGGAGCUGGCCGCGGCCAAGGCCAACCGCGACUACGUGCUGCGCCAGGUCUGCUGCGCCGUCGACACCAUCGCCUCCGUCGCCAAGGGACAGCCACUGCCCGACGGGAGCAGCCGCGCGACAGACGGCCCUGGGGAGCUGGCCCAGGCCCUCGACGACUUCGACGAACGUAUGGUCAUGGAGCCCUUACAGUAUUCGGAGCUGCGCACUCGACCUUCGCUGGAGGAGAGGCUGGAGUCCAUCAUCUCCGGGGCCGCGCUCAUGGCCGACAGCUCGUGCACCAGGGACGAGCGGCGCGAGCGCAUCGUGGCGGAGUGCAACGCCGUGCGCCAGGCGCUGCAGGACCUGCUGCACGAGUACAUGGCCAACGCCGGCAAAAAGGAGCAGUCGUCGGGGCUGGAGCGCGCCAUCGAGUCCAUGUGCCGCAAGACGCGGGACCUACGGAGACAGCUGCGCAAGGCGGUGGUGGACCACGUGUCCGACAGUUUCCUGGAGACGAACGUGCCGCUGCUGGUGCUGAUGGAGGCGGCUCGGAACGGCAACGAAAAGGAGGUCGAGGAGUACGCCCUCGUGUUCACGGAGCACGCCAACAAACUCGUUGAGGUGGCGAAUCUGGUGUGCUCCAUGUCGAACAACGAGGACGGCGUGAAGAUGGUGCGCCACGCCGCCGACCACAUCGAGGCGCUGUGUCCGCAGGUGGUGAACGCGGCGCGCGUGCUGGCGGCGCGGGCCCGCUCGCGCGUGGCGCAGGACAACGCCGCGGCCUUCGCGCACGCCUGGGAGCGCGCCGUGCGUCUGCUCACCGAGGCCGUGGACGACAUCACCACCAUCGACGACUUCCUCGCCGUCAGCGAGAACCACAUCCUCGAGGACGUGAACAAGUGCGUGGUGGCGCUGCAGGAGGGAGACCCCGACUCGCUGGAGAGGACCGCCGGCGCCAUCCGGGGGAGGGCCGCCAGGGUGUGCUCCGUGGUGACGCAGGAGAUGGACAACUACGAGCCCUGCAUCUACACCAAGCGCGUGCUGGAGGCGGUCACCGUGCUGCGGGACCAAGUCAUGUCCAAGUUCGCGGUGCGCGUGGACGCGGCCGUGUCGGCGCUGGGAGGCGGCGCCGGCGGAGCCCUAGACGAGAACGACUUCAUAGACGCGUCUAGACUCGUCUAUGACGCCGUCCGGGAGAUACGCCGGGCGGUGCUCAUGAACCGGACCAGUGACGAUUUGGACACGGACACAGAGUUUGAGCCGGUCGAGGACAUGACAAUGGAGACGAGGAGCCGAUCGAGCGCUCACACGGGCGAGCACGGAGUCGACGAGUACCCGGACAUUAGCGGCAUCACUAACGCCAGGGAAGCGAUGCGUAAAAUGACCGAAGAGGACAAGAGGAAGAUCCUGCAGCAAGUCGAGCUGUUCAGGCGCGAGAAGAUGUCGUUCGACAACGAGGUCGCCAAGUGGGACGACGCCGGCAACGACAUCAUCAUGCUCGCCAAGCACAUGUGCAUGAUCAUGCUCGAGAUGACAGACUUCACGAGAGGUCGCGGCCCCCUCAAAACCACCAUGGACGUAAUAAACGCCGCCAAGAAGAUAUCCGAAGCCGGAACCAAACUGGAUAAGCUGACCAGGGAGAUCGCCGAACAGUGUCCCGAAUCCUCUACUAAACAAGACUUGCUCGCCUACCUCCAACGGAUCGCUCUGUACUGCCACCAGAUACAAAUAACCAGCAAGGUGAAGGCGGACGUGCAGAACAUAUCAGGAGAGCUCAUCGUGAGCGGGCUGGACAGCGCGACGUCCCUGAUCCAGGCGGCCAAGAACCUGAUGAAUGCGGUCGUGCUCACCGUGAAGGCUUCGUACGUCGCCUCCACCAAGUACACCCGCCAGGGGACCAUCGCGAACUAUUCUCCGAUAGUGGUUUGGCGCAUGAAGGCCCCCGAGAAGAAGCCCCUCAUCAGGCCCGAGAAGCCGGAGGAGGUGAGGGCGAAGGUCCGCCGCGGCAGCCAGAAGAAGCAACCAAGCCCGAUCCACGCUCUGGCGGAGUUCCAGAGCCCCGCCGACAGCGUCUAGGUACAAAAAUCGAUUGAAAUUAAUAUCGAAAAUGUAUUAAAAAAAAAUUAUAUGUGAUUAUUAUUAUGACAUUUUAGUAUUAAACUUAUUAGUAUUAUAUCUAAUAUAUCAAAAAUAAAAACAGACUGUUUGUUUGUCACGAAUUCUCGUCUCGAUUAAACCCGAAUAUGGAUAUAGGGCUAUAAAGCUAGUGCAUACAACAGCUGAGUUCUCGUAUAACCUCCCCGUGUGGACCAGCCUUUAUAUUGUACUAGUUUGACAAGAGCAUCGGAUUGUGCGUGCCGAGCUGUGGACCGUGGACUCCACGUGUACAGGCCCUGAUAUACACAACAUACAGAGCGGGUUUCGAUUGAAAUCAAAGAAAUUUACAUUCAGAUGCUCGGUAGGGUCCUGUGACGUCACGAACGUGCGAGAGAGAUGCCGAGAUGCGUGCUCUCUCUCUCUCAAAGAAAUUUACAUUCCGAUGCUCGGUAGGGUCUUGUGACGUCACGAACGUGCGAAAGAGAAGGCGAAAUGCGUGCAGUGCUUGCUCACUCUCUCUGUCUCUCCCUCAAAGAAAUUUACAUUCGGAUGCUCGGUAGGGUCUUGUGACGUCACAAGCGUGCGAGAGAUGGUGAGAUGCACCGGAUGCACGCUCUCCUUCUCUCUCUCUCUCUCAAAGAAAUUUACAUUCAGAUUAUGCUCGAUAGAGUCCUGUGAAGUCACGAACGUGCGAUAGAGAUGGCGAGGUGCACUCUCUCUCUCUCCCCCCCCCUCUCUCUUAUAUCUCUGGAUCACAACCGUAAAGUAUUAGUGUAGAUUACGAUGCACGAAGCCAAGUCAUUGAUGUUCAAGUUAUAAGAGGGGUUAAAUGAAGUGGUUGUGAUGUGGUGGCCUCUUGAGAGCCUCUCGGUUAAGAAUUCGCAGAUUUGAGACCGAAUCGAAGUGUAUACUCACCGAUGAUCACGAGCACUCAUCGAUGCUCACGAGCACUCAUCGAUAUAUAUUUCCAAUAAUAUGUACGUUAUUUUAAUAUAAGAUUGGUAGUGUCUGUUUAGAAUUAGUGAUUCCUCAAUGUAUCGAACAAUAAUGAUUGUUAGCCAAAUUUUAUAAACACGUAUUUUUAGUAUAGCCUUGUAGUCUGUUAGAUGUACGUUAGCAAGCA
Messenger RNA from Bombyx mandarina (wild silkworm), 4088 nucleotides. RefSeq names its product catenin alpha (gene alpha-Cat). The record is from RefSeq and is a predicted model, not a curated record. NCBI's taxonomy places the organism in Eukaryota, Metazoa, Arthropoda, Insecta, Lepidoptera, Bombycidae. Gene Ontology annotation, molecular function: actin filament binding; beta-catenin binding; cadherin binding. Gene Ontology annotation, biological process: cell-cell adhesion; cell migration. Gene Ontology annotation, cellular component: adherens junction; catenin complex.